Molecule: messenger RNA, 497 nt
Organism: Meleagris gallopavo (turkey)
Lineage: Eukaryota; Metazoa; Chordata; Aves; Galliformes; Phasianidae
Source: RefSeq, a predicted model, not a curated record
GUGGCCGAGGAGAACGUGCGCGCCGUCCUCACCCUGAACGAGGAGUACGAGACCCGCUUCCUCUGCUGCUCCGCGCAGGAGUGGGAGGCGCUGGGAGUAGAGCAGCUGCGCCUCGGCACCGUGGAUCUGACCGGAGUCCCCACCUUGGAAAACCUGCACCAGGGCGUCGAGUUCAUCCUGAAGCACCGCGAGCGCGGUAACAGCGUCUACGUGCACUGCAAGGCGGGGCGCUCCCGCAGCGCCACCGUGGUGGCGGCCUAUUUGAUCCGACUGCAUCACUGGAGCCCUCAGGAAGCAAUAGAGGCUAUUGCCAAGAUCCGUCCCCACAUCCUUAUUCGGCGUAAACAAGUCCAGGUCCUGGAGAGUUUUCACAAGGAUGUUACUGCUGGGACAACUGCAGAGUGUCAGUGAGAACUACCAAAAUCUCAGUUUCAGCUCUUUUAAGUACUGUACUUCUUGACCCUCAAUAAAGAAAUUUUUACAUAAAUUAUGGUAAA